AACUGGUUAUCGGUUGUGGUAGCCUAUAUAACCUGGCACUAACUCCACUGGAUCGAGAAUGAGAAUUGUUCAUGGAAUAAUCAUCGCUUUUGCUGAUUUGAAUACCCGUGGGUUCUAUGGAAGCUCAAUCAUUCGGUCGUACAGGUUUUCUCCAAGACUUAUAUCUCUAGAGGCUAAACAUAUGCUACUGAAUGCUCCUAGAUCUUGAAUCUGGUCACAGAUCGACAAAAGGCUCGGCUCUACACAAAUCCUGUUCACAGGAAAGCUGCGAUCCUGGGGUGGAGCUGGUCGAUAAGCAGAGGUAUGGGCUAAUCAACAAGUUUACACGAGCCAUCAGUAAUAUACGCAUCCACUCAGCAAUAUGGGCUUGCUCAUGGUUUUCAGACAUUGAGAAGUUAAGUUCUUCAAUAAGUCUGUUUUGUAGAGACGUUGGGAGCAUGUCGCGUCCUUCCCAGGGUUCUUGGGGAAGCACGGCUUGCUUGACUUGGGCUGAUAUGGUGAAUACUGACAAGAAGGCUGGCAUAGCUUGGUGCUGGAAUGGUAGGACAAGUUGUCUGAUAAGAUCCACCCAGUCUAUUUCUGACGGAAAGGCUCCAUUUCGUUCCUGGGAUGGCCGUGCUCACCUGCUAUCAGACACCUAAAGCAGUACACCAAAUCAAGGGACAUGGAUAUACUAUGAGAGCCUUCCUAA
Molecule: messenger RNA, 691 nt
Organism: Aspergillus sclerotioniger CBS 115572
Lineage: Eukaryota; Fungi; Ascomycota; Eurotiomycetes; Eurotiales; Aspergillaceae
Exons: 1
Coding region: 192-641 (149 amino acids)
Source: RefSeq, a predicted model, not a curated record